CUCGGCGAACUCGCUCGCUUCUCCCUCUGAUGUUUGAAAGUUGUUAUGAGGUCCACUGUAAGCAUCUGAGCGACCAAAAAUCUCUAUCGAUGUUUCCGAUGCUUCUACCCAUCUUCAUUCCAGAGAGGAACGAUUAAACAUAUUCAACAAACACAAAUUCCCAUCCCCAUUUCUUCACAAAUGUCAUUGUCUUCUCAAAAUCUCUUCAGAUGUUCGAACCGUUUGAAGUUUUGUAGCUUCACAAACUCCCUUCCCAGAUGCAACACUUCUUUCUCUCUCCCGAUUGCAUCUCGAUUCCUCACAAACCUAUAUCAAUUCCACGUUCAUACGCAUAAGCUACAGAACCCUAAUAAUUUAAGCUCCUUACGGAGUUACUGUCAUUAUGGCAUUGGAGUUUCUGAAUCCGAAGACAUUGAGCAGAGUGACGACAGGGGAGGCGAUUUCAAUUUAGAGUCGGUUCUUUUGUUCUCUGAAUUGUUUUCUCUCUUUGCUUCGGCUGUUUUCUUGGUUGGGUUUGUUGUGAAUUUUGUGGGUUCGAGUUCGAAGAAGGCGCUUUGGGUGUUGAUAGGAGAUAGGGGUUUGGUGUGGGGGUUUCCUUUACUGGUGGCUACCGUUGUUCUUAAUACGUGGAUUCGAAGGCGGCAGUGGAGACGAGUAUGUGGGGAAAAAGCGAGCGGUGGGUUGAAGGUGAAUUUGCUGGAUAGGAUUGAGAAAUUAGAGGAGGAUUUAAGGAGCUCAACGACUGUGAUUCGGGCCUUGUCUAGAAAGCUUGAGAAAUUGGGCAUAAGGUUUUUGGUCACACGAAAAACUGUGAGGGAUUCAAUUGCUGAGUCUGCAGCUUUAGCUCAAAGAAAUUCUCAGGACACUCGAACUUUGGCAGUGCAAGAAGAUGUUCUUGAAAAAGAACUCCUAGAAAUUCAAAAGGUCUUACUGGCCAUGCAGGAGCAGCAGCAAAAGCAACUUGAGCUGAUUAUUGCAAUAGGAGAAAAAGAGAAGCUGUUGAAAAGUAAACAGAGACAUGAUCAAGAACCAACAAGAACUCAAAGGCAGAAUUCUGCCAAUGAGGAGUCAAAAGAGCUGGAAGCUUAUGGAAUCUGAGCUAGGAUCCUCAUCAAAAUGCCCCUCUCUAUUAUCAUUGUAGGCAACAAAAAUCUCACUGAAUUGCGGCUCUUCACAACUAGUGGUUAUGAUCAUAUAGCUUUCACUCGGACGCAAGGAUUCUUGGAGGAAUUGCUUUUGUUUUUUUUUUUUUUUUUUUCCCACCUUCUCUAANGAAU
Messenger RNA from Cucurbita moschata (crookneck pumpkin), 1277 nucleotides. RefSeq lists its product as uncharacterized. The coding region runs from base 181 to 1098 and encodes 305 amino acids. Gene Ontology annotation, cellular component: chloroplast envelope. The transcript has 3 exons. NCBI's taxonomy places the organism in Eukaryota, Viridiplantae, Streptophyta, Magnoliopsida, Cucurbitales, Cucurbitaceae. The record is from RefSeq and is a predicted model, not a curated record.